Molecule: messenger RNA, 2393 nt
Organism: Punica granatum (pomegranate)
Lineage: Eukaryota; Viridiplantae; Streptophyta; Magnoliopsida; Myrtales; Lythraceae
Source: RefSeq, a predicted model, not a curated record
CAAAGCUCGAGGCGUUGGCCUUAGCAUCUUGACUAGCUCAUCCAUUCGAUCCUUUGGAAGUUGUUGACUCCGUCAGUCUGUUUCGGUUCUUCAACAAAAAGAACAGAACAAUAACGAGGGAAGGACAACAUAUUCAGAUGCAUCCAAUAGACUCUCGAGACAUUCCGGCUUAGAUCAACACCCAAGCUUCAAGACUUCUCGCAUGAACUGCGAAAAUGGCGCAGUUGCAGUUACAGGAUGAAGGCUCCUUGGUGCGUUUCCGAGUGCUUUUAAGGUCUAUGUGAAGAUUUGAACUUUUUUGUGCCAUCCACUUGCUAGGUAGCAGAGGUUUUGAGUCCUAGCAGUUCAAUACGAUGCCUACGUCGAGCUUUUCUGUAGGCUCUCCGUCGCAUACUUCUGUGUCCAACUCGGAUCACCUGCAUCAAGUGAGGUUUGUCCACUGUGUCUCGGAAGCGGGCCGUCUUUUGCCCUCGGACAGUAGAUGGAACUCUAUUGAGCUGAACUUCAAUUUUGCCCCUCAGUCUUCAUUGGCAUACGAAUCAAUCCCGUCCCGGUAUGCCAAGUCCGUUGACUACGAUCUUGUGAUCACGGACAUGAAGCACUUCAGGCGCUUCCUCUGCAUCACCUUCUUGAUAAUCCUCCUUGUUUUCGCACUUCUUCUGUUGGCCGCGUUCUUGCCACGGCAUCACAGACAUCAUAGUGACCGGAAGAAUCUCACCCUUGCCGUGAAUCAAGCACUGACCUUUUUUGACGCGCAAAAAUCAGGAUAUUAUCCAAAGACUAGCCCGGUGAAGUUCCGGGGCAAUUCGGGAUUGGAAGAUGGGAAUUGGGAUGAUGUGCAUGCGAAUCUCUCAGGUGGUUUUUAUGACUCUGGCAACAACAUUAAGUUCAGCUUCCCAACAGCGUAUACAGUGACUUUAUUGAGCUGGAGUGUGAUUGAGUACUAUGAAAAGUAUGAAGAUAUCGGCGAAUUAGACCAUGUGAAGGAUAUCAUCCGGUGGGGAAGCGAUUACUUGCUCCAGCUUUUUAUCCCUCCAAAUGCGACCUCCAGUGGGGUGUUGUAUUCACAGGUUGGAGGUGCAAACAGUGGCACAGAUGAUGACAUAAGUUGUUGGCAGAGACCAGAGGACAUGACCUACCCGAGAGCAGUCUCCUACUGCGACCUCUCAGCUUCGGACUUAGCUGGUGAAAUCGUCGCCGGCUUAUCAGCAGCAUCAAUACUAUUCAAGAAUGAAACUGACUACAGGAUCCGGUUAAUUGCAGCAGCUGAGAGUUUGUUCGAGCUUUCAACAAAAAAUCCUAAGGUGCAGGGAGCUUACACGGCGGCUGAUGAAUGUGGAGGGCAGGCGAGGCCAUUCUAUAACUCAACGAGCUUUAAGGAUGAGUUGGUGUGGGGAGGGACAUGGUUGUUUUUUGCAACAGGGAACACUUCUUAUCUCGAUUAUGCAACGACUAACUUUGGUUCGGCCAUCCAAGAGGAAAGAGUCGCCGAGAAAGGACUGUUUUAUUGGAAUAACAAAGUACUCGCCAAUGCGGUUUUGCUCACCCGGCUUCUGUACUUCCGAGAUCCCGGCUACCCUUUCGAAGAGACGUUAGCUUUGUCAUCGAACAUGACUGACUUGCUUAUAUGCUCGUAUUUGUUGGAUGGAUAUUACAAGAAAACACCAGGUGGCUUGAUCCUCUUGAACCCCGACUAUGGUUCUUCGCUGGAGCUCGCUGCCACGGCGUCGUUCCUGAGCAAGCUGAAAAGAGACUACCUCGAUGUUAUUGGGAAGGCAGGUGGAAGAUGUGAUAAUGGUGCAUUCUCCCGCCAAAUGUUGCAGAGCUUCUCCCUCUCUCAAAUUAAUUACAUCCUCGGAGACAACCCUACGAAAAUGAGUUACAUGGUGGGAUUUGGACACCAGUACCCAACCCAAGUCCACCAUAGGAGUGCUUCCAUCCCUUGGGAUGGCCAGCCUCACUCUUGUGACGCCGGGCAAAGCUGGCUUCACUCUGCAAGCCCGAACCCGAACAUCCUCCUUGGAGCCCUGGUGAGCGGGCCUGACCAGUGGGACAACUUCCUGGAUGUCCGCAACAAGCCUUGGUACACUGAGCCGAGCAUCUCUAGGAAUGCUGGCCUUGUGGCAGCCCUGAUCGCGCUCCACGACCCCCCACACCAUUCUGCUUAUUUGGGGAUAGACCAGAUGGGCAUGUUUGACAAAAUCCGAGCCAGGGAUUGACUUGGUUUUGAGAUCAUACAUUGACGUGCAUAUGAAAUGUUCCACCAAAGAGAUAUAAUGACCAUUUUUUUUUUCCUUUUCUCAUGUAUAAUAUUUGAUCAAACUCGUUUGUACUUUCAUAUAACUGUCAAUUGGCCUCAUUUCCCAGUCCGAGGGGAUAAUUAGUUUGGAGGU